Messenger RNA from Corylus avellana, 1589 nucleotides. RefSeq names its product actin-7. NCBI's taxonomy places the organism in Eukaryota, Viridiplantae, Streptophyta, Magnoliopsida, Fagales, Betulaceae. The record is from RefSeq and is a predicted model, not a curated record.
UUUCUCUACCCCGGUUAACUUUCCCCCACCAACCAAACAGACCGGAAGUACAACUGCGUUUGGGUUUAUAAACCUCACUCACCUGCCAUUCACUAAUCUUCCAUUUUCAGCUUCUCUACCAAACUCCAUCCCUCUUAAUUUUGUAAUCCAGGGUUAUAAAAGAUGGCUGAUGAGGAUAUUCAACCUCUUGUGUGUGACAAUGGAACUGGAAUGGUCAAGGCUGGGUUUGCUGGUGAUGAUGCUCCAAGGGCAGUGUUCCCAAGUAUUGUUGGGCGACCUCGCCAUACUGGUGUCAUGGUUGGGAUGGGUCAGAAAGAUGCCUAUGUAGGUGAUGAGGCCCAGUCGAAAAGAGGUAUCCUCACCUUGAAGUAUCCUAUAGAGCAUGGCAUAGUCAGCAAUUGGGAUGACAUGGAGAAGAUUUGGCAUCACACUUUCUACAAUGAGCUUCGUGUUUCCCCUGAAGAGCAUCCAGUACUUCUUACUGAGGCACCACUGAACCCCAAGGCCAACAGGGAGAAGAUGACCCAGAUCAUGUUUGAGACUUUCAAUGUGCCUGCUAUGUAUGUUGCUAUCCAGGCUGUUCUGUCUCUUUAUGCCAGUGGACGUACCACAGGUAUUGUCUUGGAUUCUGGUGAUGGUGUGAGCCACACGGUUCCAAUUUAUGAAGGCUAUGCCCUGCCCCAUGCAAUUCUUAGGCUGGACCUUGCGGGCCGUGAUCUAACUGAUGCCUUGAUGAAAAUCCUCACUGAGAGAGGGUACUCUUUCACCACCACUGCUGAACGGGAAAUUGUUCGCGACAUAAAGGAGAAACUAGCUUAUGUUGCCCUGGAUUAUGAACAAGAGUUGGAGACUGCGAAGAGCAGCUCUUCAAUUGAGAAGAGCUAUGAGUUACCUGAUGGCCAGGUUAUCACAAUUGGAGCUGAGAGGUUCCGUUGCCCAGAAGUACUCUUCCAGCCAUCUCUCAUUGGUAUGGAAGCUCCCGGAAUCCAUGAAACCACUUACAACUCCAUUAUGAAGUGUGAUGUUGAUAUCAGGAAGGAUUUAUAUGGAAACAUUGUGCUUAGUGGUGGGUCAACCAUGUUCCCUGGAAUUGCUGAUCGGAUGAGCAAGGAGAUUACGGCUCUUGCUCCCAGCAGCAUGAAGAUCAAGGUGGUUGCACCUCCCGAGAGAAAGUACAGUGUCUGGAUUGGAGGAUCAAUAUUGGCAUCUCUUAGUACCUUCCAACAGAUGUGGAUAUCCAAGGGUGAAUAUGAUGAAUCCGGUCCGGCAAUUGUCCACCGAAAAUGCUUCUAAGUUUGUGAGGAAGAGAUGGUGAUGAAUGAAGAGUCUUGUGUCAUAUGUGAUUUUAGUUGACUUAUGAAGUUCUGGUUUUAUUAAAUAGGGGAGAUAUUAGUGUAUUGGAUGCUUGGGAUUGUAAGCUUCCAACAUGUUGCAUGGUGUGUCAGUCUUAGAAAGCCAAUAUAUAAUUGGCAAUGGUUGGGUAGUGUUGGAACCUAGCUGGUUGCUGUCUUGUUUGCUUUGGUCUGUCAUUCUUCAUGUUUUGGCCAUGAACCAAGGUGGCUUGAGUAAGAGACGAGUAAGUUUUGUCA